AUGGGUAUUUUUGUGGGGGCUGCUGAGGGUCGUGUUGAAGUUUCAAGAGAAAACAAAUACCUUAGCACACUUGCACCAGGCAAAGUUUUUGGUGAAUUGGCUAUCUUAUACAACUGUAAAAGAACUGCUACGAUAAAAGCUGCGACUGAUUGUAAACUAUGGGCAAUCGAGAGGCAAUGUUUCCAGACAAUUAUGAUGAGGACUGGUCUCAUCAGACAGGCAGAAUAUACAGACUUUUUGAAGAGUGUACCAAUAUUUAAAAACUUGCCAGAAGAAACACUCAUUAAAAUUUCUGAUGUUUUGGAGGAGACAUACUAUAAUGAAGGUGAUUAUAUCAUCCGCCAAGGAGCUAGAGGAGAUACCUUUUUCAUCAUUAGUAAAGGACAGGUGAAGGUAACAAUCAAACAACCAAAUUCUUUAGAGGAGAAAUUUAUUAGAACUCUUAGGAAAGGAGACUUUUUCGGUGAAAAAGCUCUUCAAGGCGAUGAUUUAAGAACUGCCAAUAUUAUAGCUGACGACCCUGAUGGUGUUUCCUGUCUUGUUAUUGAUCGAGAAACAUUCAACCAACUUAUUUCGGGUCUUGAUGAAGUUCGAACAAGGUACAAGGAUGAAGCCAUCGACAGAAAGAGGUUGAAUGAAGAGUUUGAGGGUCUGAGACUAAGUGACCUGAAAGCUUUAGCAACUCUUGGGGUCGGUGGUUUUGGCCGUGUGGAGCUUGUCCAAAUUGCAGCUGACCCUGCCAGGGAUAAAGGCCAUUUUGAUGAUAGCACCACUAGAUUUUAUACAGCUUGCGUCAUUGAAGCUUUUGAUUAUUUGCAUUCAAGGAAUAUCAUUUACAGGGACCUAAAACCUGAAAAUCUCCUUUUAGAUAUCACAGGUUAUGUGAAGCUGGUUGAUUUUGGUUUUGCUAAGAAAUUACAGCAUGGCCGGAAAACAUGGACAUUUUGUGGUACACCAGAAUAUGUGGCUCCUGAAGUGAUUUUAAAUAGAGGUCACGACAUCAGCGCUGAUUACUGGUCACUAGGCGUCUUGAUGUUUGAAUUACUUACUGGAACACCUCCCUUCACUGGUGCAGAUCCCAUGAAGACUUAUAACAUAAUUUUGAAAGGCAUAGAUGCGAUAGAAUUUCCAAGAAACAUAACGCGUAAUGCAAAUGUACUGAUUAAAAAACUUUGCAGGGAUAACCCAGCUGAAAGAUUAGGAUACCAAAAAGGUGGAAUCAGUGAAAUACAAAAGCACAAGUGGUUUGACGGCUUCAAUUGGGAAGGACUCCGUGCUAGGACCCUCACGCCUCCGAUUACUCCUAAAGUGAGAAACGUAACGGAUACCUCUAACUUUGAUGAUUACCCAGCUGAUUCGGAAGGACCUCCACCAGACGAUCUCUCGGGUUGGGAUGCAGAUUUCUAGAUUCACCUUCCUUGACUAUUGGAGUCUUGUAUCUCGCAGACAUACAUUUGUAUUAUAUUUAUAUAAUUUAAAUUAAGUCAUUGUAAAGAUGCAGAUGAAAAUUGAAAAUGAACUUUAACGAUUGACAAUCAAAUAGAAAUGCGUUUGUAAACAAUUUGAUAAUAAUGACAAGCAUUUAUGCCAUAUUUUAGUGCAUACCCAUGUUUUUAAUGUAUAUUAUUUUUUUUUAUAAAUAUUUUAUUUCAGUCGAACCGUGCUAGAACACAUUUUAUUAGUGACUUUCAUAAAUUGUACUGUAGAGAAAUGAAAACUAUAUGACAAUAAGUUUAUUUAUUACUAUAAUAAGGGAAAAUAAUAUAAAAAUAUAGUUUUUACCUAUAUACUAACUAACGACUGAGUGAUGUUUUUCUUAUUUAUACUGUCAUAUUUUUACCCCAAAGUUGCUACAAUAUAUUGCAACAGACCUUGAGAUUGGGAAAGCUGGUGAAGAAUCUUGAGCUUGAGUUUUGUCAUUUGUCAUUCAGACAUGGUAUUUUUUUAAUGUGCCUUUAAAGCUUUGAAUAUCAAAGUAAUGUAAAAAUAGAAUAAUAUAUUAAGAUAUAUAUAUACUUUAUGUUAAAUGAGAAUGAAGAAUGUAAAUUGGAUGAAAAACAAGUUAUAUAUGGUAACACUGUUGUGAUACGUACCGUUUUCUUGUUAAAAAUGUAUAAAAGUAUAGCUCAUUGUUUUCAAUAAAUUAAUUUAAACUGUUUUAAAUAUAGUAUAUUCCUUUAUACUCUUUUAAUAUAACCCAUUUAUAGGUAAAAUAUUUUAUAUAUUUGUUUGUGCCAAAAAGGAUGAAAUAUAUAUAUAUAUUAAAGCUGCC
Molecule: messenger RNA, 2272 nt
Organism: Nezara viridula (southern green stink bug)
Lineage: Eukaryota; Metazoa; Arthropoda; Insecta; Hemiptera; Pentatomidae
Source: the annotation of a GenBank genome assembly